This is a messenger RNA of Syngnathus acus (greater pipefish), 4792 nucleotides long. RefSeq names its product tau tubulin kinase 1a (gene ttbk1a). NCBI's taxonomy places the organism in Eukaryota, Metazoa, Chordata, Actinopteri, Syngnathiformes, Syngnathidae. Gene Ontology annotation, molecular function: protein serine/threonine kinase activity; ATP binding. Gene Ontology annotation, cellular component: cytoplasm; nucleus. The record is from RefSeq and is a predicted model, not a curated record. The transcript has 16 exons. Bases 1029 to 4649 code for a protein of 1206 amino acids. Gene Ontology annotation, biological process: peptidyl-serine phosphorylation; signal transduction; peptidyl-tyrosine phosphorylation.
GCCGCAGCCGGCGCUGCGGGGGUUCUACCGCCGGGACGGGCGGUGCCGGUCAACGGCAUGUUUCAUUCAUGAGUCGGGUCAGGCCGGGCCACAUUUAUCGAGCGGCGGAUGCGUAGCUGCGCGUGCGCAGUGAGGCCGCAUGACUGUGCAGUGGGUUUGCAUGCGAGUUUGGACUUGACUGCCGACGAUGGCGCGAGCAACUGCGUUGACCUAGGGACGGACGGACGAUGAUGAUGAUGAUGUUCUGAGCCCAGUGGCAAUUUCCUUUGUGGUGCGCGGUGCCGCCUGAGAGAGGGAAGGUCACGGGCAUUUUCAGCCGAGCUGCUCGUGUGCGUGCGGAGACUUCUCCGGAUUCGGGACAUUUUUGGAUGUUGUAGAUGACGAAAUGACCGAGUGGCUGGCUGGCUGGCUGGCUGGCCGGCCGGCCGUUGUACGUUGAGAAACGUCAAGGGCUGGACUUUUUUCUCACCCCGUUUGGUCAAGUGCGAGCAUCUCGGGGGUGCUGCGUGCUUUUCUGCACAAUCAUGAGGCGCAUCUGUUUGAGGAGACAAGAUCCACGUGGGCAAGUCAUGUUGGCUGGCGUGUCGACGGGAAUGCACCGCUGAAACAAUCAUUGUGUUGGCUUUUUAUUGACAUUUCAGACCAAAGUCCCAACUUCUGCUCCUCACCAAGUGAAUUCCAAGUGUACGUUCCACAUUCCGUGGCGACACCGAGCUGGCUAACAGUGUUCAGUGAGCAAUCACAGCUAACAACCUCGCAUCUCUCCCCAAAAGAGCAUUCCGUUCCAUCGCCAUAGCACCGUUUUAGAAUGGAAGAAUCGGGUCCGUUCGGUGCCAUCACGAUGGGAUCGGUGUCGCUUUUGUCACGUUCGCCGAUACGCAAGGACGCGGCAACUCAUUCGCAGCAAUUGAAUAGGUACUGGACACGUGGCCCUCAUUGGCCGUCACGUGUGGGCGGGCCCCGGUUAACCGCCAUCUUUUUGGUUCGUAGGCCGUCCAAGGAAUUGUUGUGAGCUGGCGCUCAGAACGAUGAUCAAUGGCUCGUUCAAGCUGGGAGCUGCUCGCGUUCUUCACGGGUGGCAGAUGCAGUGCCUAGGCCCCGCCCACCAGGACAACGCCAACAUGAACGGGACGGCCGAGCAGGCCGACAUCCUGCCGCCCAACUGCAUGGUCAAGGACCGAUGGAAAGUGCUGAAGAAGAUCGGCGGCGGCGGUUUCGGCGAGAUCUACGAGGCGCUGGAUCUGCUGACUCGGGAGAACGUGGCCCUCAAGGUGGAGUCGGCCCAGCAGCCCAAACAGGUCCUCAAGAUGGAGGUGGCCGUGCUCAAGAAGCUGCAGGGUAAAAACCACGUGUGCAAAUUCAUCGGCUGCGGCAGGAACGAUAAAUUCAACUACGUGGUGAUGCAGCUUCAGGGUCGCAACCUGGCCGACCUGCGGCGCAGCCAGCCUCGAGGGACCUUCACCAUGAGCACCACGCUCAGGCUCGGCAAGCAGAUCUUGGAGUCCAUCGAAGCCAUUCACUCGGUCGGAUUCCUCCACCGGGACAUCAAACCUUCCAACUUUGCAAUGGGUCGCCUGCCGUCCACGUACAGGAAGUGCUACAUGCUGGACUUUGGUCUGGCCCGCCAGUACACCAACACCACCGGCGAGGUCCGGCCGCCCAGGACGGUGGCGGGUUUCCGCGGGACAGUCCGUUACGCUUCGGUCAACGCGCACAAAAACAAGGAAAUGGGUCGCCACGACGACCUGUGGUCGCUCUUCUACAUGUUGGUGGAGUUUGCCGUCGGCCAGCUGCCUUGGAGGAAAAUCAAAGACAAGGAGCAAGUGGGUCAAAUCAAAGAGCGUUACGACCACCGCAUGUUGCUCAAACACAUGCCGUCCGAGUUCAACGUCUUCCUGGACCACGUCCUGGCCCUCGACUACUACACCAAACCCGACUACCAGCUUCUGAUGUCAGUGUUCGAGAGCAGCAUGAAGGAACGGAUCAUCACGGAGAACGAGCCUUUCGAUUGGGAGAAGGCGGGGAGCGACGUCACCGUGUCCACCAGCGCCUCCACCCAACCGCAGCACAACACGCGGCCCACCGCCGCCAUGCUGGGGGCCAUCGUGACGCCGGUGCCCGGAGACCCCCAGCGCGAGAACACUGACGACGUCCUUCAGGACGAGCACCUGAGCGACCAGGAGAACGCUCCGCCCCCGCCGGCCCGACCCCUUGGCGAGUCGCUCGGCCAGCGUGGCGGCGAGCCCGGCGAAGCCUGGGAGGACACCGACUUCAACCGCAACAGACUCAGGAUCAGCUUGAACAAGGAGGAAGAGGCCCCGGGGCACGCCGCCUGUCCGGUGUCGCCGGUUCGGGGCGGAGCUCCCGAUUCACCGACGGGCCAGGGGCGGUCCUUACGAUACCGCCGAGUCAACAGUCCCGAGUCGGAACGUCUGUCCGCCGCCGAGGGACGCGGGGACGCUUAUGGACAGAGGUCUCGUAUGGACAUGCUGGGCUCUCCUUCGCGCCACGUGUACUCGUCGCAGCCGGCGCAGAUGCUGUCGGUGGACCCCGGUUGCCGUGGCGAUCGGCAGGCCAGCGGCAGACAGGAAGUGUCGGCGGCGUCGGCCGACCAGGAGGCUCACAGCAACGCUUUCAUCCGCUCCGUGCCGCUCGCCGAGGAAGAGGACUUUGACAGCAAGGAGUGGGUGAUCAUCGACAAGGAGGCGGAGCUUCGAGACUUCCACCCCACCACGUCAGGCACCACCGACGAGGAGCCCGAGGAGCUGCGCCCGCUGGAGGAGCAGGACGAGCGAAGGAAGACCAGGGCGGGGCCAGACCUGGUGGUCCGCCCCAAGACGCAAGGCCGGGGAUUGCUCAUGCUCACCGAGGAGGAGGCGGCGGCGCGAAGGAGCUUUGGCGCCGGCGCCAGCCCCGCCCACUCGGCGUGUCACUCGCUGCCAUCGGCGCGCCCUCGGCGGAGAGAGUCGGAGCCCAACGGACCGCAGCGGCCGGUGGCCGCCUCGGCCGUGGCCUCCUCGCCGCCAGCCUCGCCCGUGGCCUCCUCGCCGCCAGCCUCGCCCGACUACCGCACCAAAGGCGACGGCGACGAGCGCGAGCGCUUCCACAUCUUGCCCAAGCUGCAGGCCAAGCGCGGCGACUUCCUGACGGUGAUGCUGACGGGGAGUCUCCCACAGCGGCGCGCCUUCGCCGCCAGCGACGACGCCCCGCAGGAACCCGGCGGCCCCAAAGACGACGACGUGACCAAGAGCCAGUCCGACAGCGAGGCCAGUCCCAAGAGCUCCGAGCGCAGCCAGGACGCCGCGCCUUCCACGCUCAUGGCCGAGGACCAGCGCGGCGCCAGGGAGCACCCUUCCGAGGCCGACCCCGACCUGGAGGACGCCUCCAAGACCUUGGUCCUCUUCUCCCCGGGUGACACUCGCAAGUCCCCCUCCGGGGAGCAGGCGGCCGAGGGCGAAUUGUCCACCCCUUCCGGAGCCAUCCCCCGCCAGGAACGGGACUCCGAGAUGGCUCGCCUGUCAGAGACGGGUCGCCUGUCUCCCGCCGCUCUGCGACUGGACGCGCGGCCGCCCACCCCUGUCGCGCCAGCGUCGCCCCCCUUUACCAAAGUGGAGCGUACCUUUGUCCACAUAGCAGAGACCUCCCAUCUGAAUAUCAUGUCUUCCAACGGGCACGCCGCUCGGGAGACGGAAGGCCCGGGACCCCAGCCUCCGGUCCGAGAUGCUUCGGAGCCGUCCGAGAGCCGUCCGGCCGAGACGAGCGUCUUUUCAUCGGAACCUCCGCAUUCGGCCGAGCCUCUGCGGCAAAAAUCCUCCAACGAGGAAGCCUCUCCGACGCGCACCAAAGCGGAACCUCCCGUGGCCCUCCAGAGCCAAAUCAGGAGCAGAAUUCCUCUUCUGAUCUCAGAGUCCGAGGUGCGGCGCUCCCCGUCGGCCCGGGCUCGCCUUCAGCGACACGGCGACGUGGACUCGCCCCGGGUGCUGGUGCGGAGGCAACAGAGUCGCUGGAUGCGGAGGCGCCUCUGCUCCGGCACCUCGUCCUCGUUGUCCUCGGGGGACGGCGAGUAUCGCGGGCCCUCGGAAAGCUUGUCCGCCGCCGGAUCGGAGGAGGACACGCGCGCCUCGGACCGAGCGGAGAGGAACUCCGGCGUCACCCGCUCAGACCGGCGGGACCGGGCGGGGUCCGGGAGCCGGAUCCCGAGGCCUAUCGGAAGACCUCCCGGGAAAGCGCCCGCCGCUCGGUCUCCUCUGGUGUCGUCGUCUGCGUCAUCUUCCACUCCCAGGAAGCAAAAGAGUCAACCAAAGUCUGCAGCCAGAUCGUCGUCUGCGUGCCCACGCACGCCCGGCGCUGCCUGCGUCCAGUCCGGCAGCCCUCGUGCGCCCCUGCGAGUCCUCUCGGGGUCCCGCCGCAGCCUUAGCUCCACCCACUGCAGGACCGACAGCCCGUCCCCUCUGAGAGGGCCGCCGCUGUCUGUUCGAGCCCCGACCGUGCCCGUGCUGCCGCCCAGGAAUCUGGCGGCGGCGGCGGCCAUGCGGCGCAGCGCCUCGCAAGAGCCGGCGCCGUCGGGUGGCGUCGCCUCCGCCAGGUGGUCCCGCUUCAAAACGCCAGUCAAAGGCAGCUCCAGGGAGAAGGCCCUGUCCGCUAGAUAAUACUAAAGAUCUCCACUUUUUGUUUGCCCUGUGGACUUCCUGAACUUCUCUGGCGGUGGCUGACUCAGCAUGUUUCAAUCCCCACGAAUGCUGUAAAUAAUCCAUCCUAUUUAUCCAAUCAUUAAUCAAUCCAUUUCCCUUGA